AUGUCUCUGGCCGGGUGGGUCCUGUGGUACAGCGGAAACAUCGACGGUCUGACCUCCAGGAAGGAGCUCGGGCACAUCGGCAGCGCCGUGGACCGGCUGGCUCGCAACCUCAGCCGCAAGAUCCGCACCUACAGGGGCCACCUAGCGCUACAAAGCCUCGGCAGCCAGCCAGAUGGCAAAAUCCAAAUCACCUGCGGAGCCGCGGACGGUGCCAAGAAGGGAGGCCGGGCGCUCCAAGUUGGGCCUCAGCACAGUGGCGCCGUGUCAAAGGAGAUUCUGGAAGACCUGAAACUCAACACCAAGUUCACAGAGGUUGAGAUCGCCCAGUGGUAUAACAACUUCAAGAGGCAGUGUCCAACGGGGCGCAUCUCUAAAGAAGAGUUUCAGAACAUCUACAGCAAGUUCUUCCCGGAGAGCGACGCCGACACGUAUGCCAAACACGUCUUCCGCUCCUUUGACACGAACGACGACGGCACGCUGGACUUCAAGGAGUACAUCAUCGCUCUCCACAUGACGUCGACAGGCAAGACCACCAGGAAGUUGGAGUGGGCCUUCUCGCUGUUCGACGUGGACAAGAACGGAUAUAUCACCAAGUCGGAAGUCAAGGAAAUCUGCACGGCCAUUUUCAAGCUGAUUCCUAAAGAUGAGCUGUCUUCUUUGGCUGACGAUGAAAACACAGCUGAGAAGAGGGCAGAUAAACUCUGGAAUUUCUUUGAAAAAGGCGAAAACGAUCGAGUGGCGGAAGGCGAGUUCAUCCAGGGAGUGUUGGACAAUGACGACGCUCUUCGUUUGAUUCAGUAUUCACCCUCGAAGUAA
Cyclopterus lumpus (lumpfish) is the source of this 816-nucleotide messenger RNA. RefSeq names its product visinin-like. NCBI's taxonomy places the organism in Eukaryota, Metazoa, Chordata, Actinopteri, Perciformes, Cyclopteridae. Gene Ontology annotation, molecular function: calcium ion binding. The record is from RefSeq and is a predicted model, not a curated record.